GGCCAAGAACUGUUUGCAUUGAAGCGAUAUAACAAGAAGCUCGUUUCGUAAAUUCAUAAAUUUGGAACCAUAGGAGGCGUUUCAGGAUCCAGUUUUGUGAUUGAAGAAUGGCCGACGGUGAAGACAUUCAACCGCUUGUUUGCGACAAUGGAACUGGAAUGGUUAAGGCCGGAUUUGCGGGUGACGAUGCACCAAGAGCGGUUUUCCCGAGCAUUGUUGGCCGUCCUCGUCACACGGGUGUUAUGGUUGGGAUGGGACAAAAGGAUGCUUAUGUCGGAGACGAGGCUCAGUCAAAACGUGGUAUAUUGACUCUCAAAUACCCUAUUGAGCAUGGAAUUGUUAACAAUUGGGAUGACAUGGAAAAAAUUUGGCAUCAUACUUUCUACAACGAGCUUCGUGUUGCCCCUGAAGAACAUCCGGUUCUCUUAACCGAAGCUCCACUUAAUCCCAAGGCUAACCGUGAGAAGAUGACUCAGAUCAUGUUUGAGACAUUCAACACUCCUGCUAUGUAUGUUGCCAUUCAAGCUGUUCUAUCACUCUAUGCCAGUGGCCGUACGACUGGUAUUGUUUUGGACUCUGGAGAUGGUGUGAGUCACACGGUUCCAAUAUACGAGGGCUAUGCUCUUCCACAUGCAAUCCUACGUCUUGACCUAGCAGGGCGUGACCUCACGGACUACCUCAUGAAAAUUCUAACAGAGCGCGGUUACUCUUUCACCACAACGGCUGAGCGUGAAAUCGUUAGAGACAUGAAAGAGAAGCUUUCCUACAUUGCUUUAGACUACGAACAAGAGCUAGAGACUUCCAAUACAAGUUCUUCCGUAGAAAAAAGCUUUGAGCUUCCCGAUGGACAAGUGAUAACCAUUGGCGCAGAGCGGUUCCGGUGCCCAGAAGUUCUGUUUCAGCCAUCAAUGAUCGGAAUGGAAAAUCCGGGAAUCCAUGAAACCACAUAUAACUCUAUCAUGAAAUGUGAUGUGGAUAUAAGGAAAGAUUUGUAUGGUAAUAUUGUGCUAAGUGGUGGAACCACAAUGUUUGGUGGGAUUGGUGAUAGAAUGAGCAAAGAGAUUACUGCUUUGACUCCUAGUAGUAUGAAGAUUAAGGUUGUGGCUCCACCUGAGAGGAAGUACAGUGUUUGGAUUGGUGGUUCUAUAUUGGCUUCACUUAGUACUUUCCAGCAGAUGUGGAUUGCGAAAGCAGAAUAUGAUGAAUCAGGACCAUCAAUUGUGCAUAGGAAGUGCUUCUAAUCACACUUCAUGGAAGCACCAAAGGAAGAUUGAAGUAAAAGAUAAAAACACCUUUGAGCUUCUUUUUAACAGCCUACUACCAAUUGCCAGAUUUUUUGUUUAAUCACAUUUCUUCAUCCAAAUUGUUCUUUGUAAUUUUGAUUUGUAGCAACUGAACUCAAAGAAAGACAUUCAAUUUCUUUAUUAAAUUAUGCAUA
Molecule: messenger RNA, 1438 nt
Organism: Brassica oleracea var. oleracea
Lineage: Eukaryota; Viridiplantae; Streptophyta; Magnoliopsida; Brassicales; Brassicaceae
Product: actin-12-like
Exons: 4
Coding region: 108-1241 (377 amino acids)
Cellular component (GO): cytoplasm
Source: RefSeq, a predicted model, not a curated record